UUGGAUAUUUAAGCGUUAACAUCGGAGGUUAGCCAAGGGACACAUACAUCGGUCUCAUACCGUGAUGUGUCCUGAUGUGCUGUGUUAGUUGUGUCGAUAUGUUUUGGUGCCAUAUAAAUAAUGUGACGAAGUUGUCAUAAAAUUGAACAACUAUUUAGGCAGAGGGACGCGCGAUCUGGAGGACAUUGGCGAUCCUGUGGAUGGACUAUUUGCUAUAGUCUUGAUCUGUACUGGGACUUUACAAGGAAGGCAAUACUGAUCAACACCUGUGUUUGUAGAUCGCAUUGAUUCGGCACUAAUAGUCAAUCUGUCAGAGAUGCAGACCUUUGUAAAAGGAAAGAGAGUUGGAUACUGGCUCAGUGAGAAGAAAAUUAAAAAACUCAAUUUCCAGACUUUCGUGGACAUGUGCAGGAAACAAGGGAUAGAGAUGAUCCAGCUGGAUCUGACCCAGCCAAUAGAAAAGCAGGGUCCAUUUGAUGUCAUCAUCCAUAAGCUGACUGACCACAUUGUUGAUGCUGACCAGAAUGUCACAGAGUCCAGAUUACUCAUACAAGGUGUUCAGGACUACAUAGACACUCACCCUGAAACUGUAAUUCUGGAUCCUCUUCCGGCCAUACGUACCCUGCUGGACAGAUGCAAGUCAUACAAGCUAAUCCAUAAAAUUGAAGACUCCAUGCAAGAUGACAGGAUCUGCUCUCCUCCCUUCAUUGUGCUCAAGAGUGAAUGCAGAGCAGAGACCCUGGAGCAGCUUCCCAAAGAUGGAAUAACAUUUCCUUUCAUUUGCAAAACUCAAGUAGCUCAUGGCAUCAACUCCCAUGAGAUGGCCAUCAUCUUUAGUGAAGAAGAUCUGAAAGACAUCAAGCCCCCAUGUGUAAUCCAGAGCUUCAUUAACCAUAAUGCAGUGCUGUAUAAGGUGUUCGUAGUGGGAGAGGCUUACAGCGUGGUACAGCGGCCUUCAAUUAGAAACUUUCCUUCUGGACCCACAGACAGGAGAUCUAUAUCCUUCAACAGUCACCAUGUGUCCAAACCAGAGUCAUCUUCUCAUCUGACCUAUAGGGACAACAUGGAGGGUCAGUACUGGGAACCGAACAAUGACGUCAUUCAAAAAAUCUCCAAAAGGUUACGAGAGGCUCUCGGCAUUUCUCUGUUUGGGAUUGACAUCAUUAUCAACAACCAGACGGGCCAGCACGCUGUCAUCGAUAUCAAUGCUUUUCCUGGUUAUGAGGGAGUCCCGGAGUUUUUUGAUGACCUGCUGAAGCACAUCACCAGCGUCCUGCAGAGUCAGGCGUCUAAGGGAGCGUCAUGCGGUCAUCCGAAAGCGAACGGAAUAACGCAGAAUCCAUCCGUGGCCAGUGGGAAGCUGGGAAAUGAAAGCAAUUGCUGGUUGAUGGACAGCGAGGGAAUGAAAAGAGACUCCCAUAAGGGACUGAAUUGCUGCGGGGCUUGCAGGGCUCCAAAGUUUCACCAGCAUGCUAGAUCGAGUUUAUCAGCAGCUGAGACUUCGUCACAGUGACACUGUGGCCCAAACAGAUUAUAUGAUUACCAUACAAACCCUCAUUUAAUGAUGUUGCUUUAUCAAUUUUUUUUAUGUGAAUGUUGACCAUGAUUUAAUGUGUUGUGAUUGUUUUCUCAGAGUUGAUUAAUUUAAAUGAAUGUUUGAAGGGGAAACCUAAUUUAAGAAAUAUACAUUAUAUAGCCAAACGUAUUGGGACGCUCCCUUCUAAUAAACAUGUUUUAUUUAUUCUAGUAAUUCAUAUCAAAACAAAUAUUAAUGCUAUACUAUACAAGUUUUGUAAGGGCCUUUAUCUGUUUUGAAAUGACUGUAACUCUGUGUACAAGUCAUUGAUGGGUUUGGGUGAUGAGUGUUUGGCUCAAAGCCUGCAAGUCAUACCAAAAUUGUUCAGCUGGGUUUAGGUCUGGGCUUUAUGCAGACGAGUCAAGUUCUUCCACACCAGAUUGAAUCAAUCAUUUCAUUUUGAACCUCAUUUUGUGCAUGGUGCAUUGUCAUGUUAGAAUAAGAAAGGAUCAUUCUCAAACUUCUCCCAGACGAGUGUGCCGGAUCUGUGCCAGACCCGCACCAGGGGCCUCAUUUAUAAAAUGCUUCGUAGAAACCAUCCUACAUUUGAUCUAACGAUAAUUUAUCAAAAAUGCAUACGUGUGAUUCAUAAACCGCACAGACUCACAGAAAAUGCGCGUACCCCUUUCUUUCAGAUGUGAAAUUUAUAAAACACAAAUGAUCUUGAACUUGAGCAGUUUCAGAUCCUCACCUUUAAACGAAGCCUAAUAAAUGUCACAGACAUAUAAAAGAGUGCUUGUCAAUGUUUAAACCCAAUUUCGAGCAACAAAAACCUGCAGCAAUCAAACAAGCAAAAGUGCGUACGUCUGCUCAGCUGUUUUUACAAAUCCUGCAAAGACAGUUUUUAUAAAUAUGGACUUAUCCGUGGAUUUUUGUGUACGCACACUUUAUGAUCAAACCUGUGCAUAACACGCUUUAUAAAUGAGGCCCCAGACCUGAUGACUUUGGUGUGGAUCCGGUGCGGAUCAGGCCCACAGUCGUUUGGUUUCUAGGAUAACGUUUGAAGCACACACAUUUCAGGAAUAUCAUUAUAUGCUGUAGCAUUGAGAUUUGUGUUCAGUGAAAUGACUGAAGUAAUCAAACCUGUUCAUUAGAAGGGGGCAUCCCAGUACUUUUGGUUAUAUUGUGUAUGUUUGCAUUUUUUAUAAACGAUUUGCACUGAAUUUUAUUUACAAAAAUUUGAAUUGAAAAUGUUAGUAUGUUGGUACAUUAAUGAAAUACAUAACUUGAAAGAAAAGUGUCAUGCUUUGUUACUGUUAGAUGCUGCACUUUUAAGGACAUUAGUGCCUAAUCAACAUUAAUGCUUCUAAAAAGUAUGACAAACUUGGUGGUCUAGAGAACUAAACUCUUAAAAACUGAAUCUGGAGCUGUGUUUACUUUUCAGAAACAUGUAACACAGAUUGUAGGGUGAUGUUUAAUAGAGUAACCAUUUCAUAUCUGGAGAAACCUGUUGAUUUUUAUGUAGUUGUUUUUCUUGUAAACUCCCUUCUUGCGACAGUUUAUCGUUAUGACAAAUGUGGUAAAGUUGCUGUUUUAACACAGUUUGUGUUAAAGCGAAACCCUUCACAUUCUGUCUCUGCAUGGUGACGUUCAUGUUACACAUACAUUUUUAUAAUCUUUCAUGGAACACAAGCAAAACUGACACAAGAAAAAUUAUUUAUAUGUGCAAUUAAUAUGA
Paramisgurnus dabryanus is the source of this 3254-nucleotide messenger RNA. RefSeq names its product inositol-tetrakisphosphate 1-kinase a (gene itpk1a). Gene Ontology annotation, molecular function: inositol-1,3,4-trisphosphate 5-kinase activity; inositol-1,3,4-trisphosphate 6-kinase activity; magnesium ion binding. Gene Ontology annotation, biological process: inositol trisphosphate metabolic process. The record is from RefSeq and is a predicted model, not a curated record. Gene Ontology annotation, cellular component: cytoplasm. NCBI's taxonomy places the organism in Eukaryota, Metazoa, Chordata, Actinopteri, Cypriniformes, Cobitidae.